Molecule: messenger RNA, 4445 nt
Organism: Anopheles aquasalis
Lineage: Eukaryota; Metazoa; Arthropoda; Insecta; Diptera; Culicidae
Product: mucin-3A-like
Source: RefSeq, a predicted model, not a curated record
AUUCCCGCGGAGCUGGGAAAAUUGGAUUUUCUCAGCGAUUUUCCUACCGGUUGCAGCCAUGGACGACUUCGAUAUUUACGGUGAUCUGGAGAAGUACGAAUCGGAAGCAAAGAAGGACUCAGAGGAAGUGCAGGAUCUUUUGCGGCGGAUAGCUGAGCUGGAAAAGCAGCUGGAAUCCAAGGAGCAAGAAAAGUGUGAUGUAGAAAAAAAGAAUAGAAUUUUAGCGGAAAACAUAUCAUCUUUGCUACUAACAGCCAAGGCGGAACUAAAGCGAAAGGAUACCGUCAUAGCAGAUCUACGAAAACAGUGCGAUAAUGCGGCGUUCCGGAGAGGGAACCAGGGAGCGAAACCCGCGGUUGGUGGCAAGAAGCGAGAACAAGCAACACAAACCUCCGUUUGCCACUCUAGGCAUACUGGCGUGCAGACGGAUCUUUCGAAACCAGAGGAGUGCUCGGAUAGGAAAAGGAAACAUGUUCGUGAGCUAAACGGAGAUGAUGAAGCCCGAGAGAGCAAACGGGCCCGUGUGCAUGACCAUGGAAGUAGCAAUCGCGAUCUAGAAAAUGAUCGCGAACGACGACGGGAAAAAGACCGAGAACGAGAGAAGGAUAAAUACCGUGAUCGUGAUACGGAUCGAUUAAGGUAUCGAGAUCGUGAACGCUCUCGUGAGCGUGUAAGAGAACGAUCUCGUGAUCGUCACAAGCCCAGAACCAGUGAUAGAGAUCGUGAUGGAAUGGCAAGGCGAGAGCGGGAUCCAAUCAAAGAUUCAGAAGCUAGUCGAAGAAGCGAAGUGACUGAUAGGAAAGAUAGAAAUCGUCGUGAGCACGACACAAGGUCACGGCCCGCGAACUCCUCGCGCGAUCAACAGUCCAAGGAGAGCAUCAGUUCGGAUCAUAAAUCUGUACCGUCAAAUGUAGAUCGUAAAUCGUUCAGUAAAGAUGCUGGGCUAUCACAUCGCACUGAUCGAAGAAGGCAUUCUACAAAAUCGAAUCAUGCGGACGAUGUCCGUGAUUCAAGCAGUACCGUCAAAGCACACACAGCCAUUUGUGAUAAGAUACGGGAAGAAUCGGAUCCCGCAGUAACCACCUUGCAUAGUCCUGAUGACGUCACGCAGCCGAACCAAAAGGAUAGUGACAAAACCAUUCCUGAUACUCAAAAUGCCGGUAAGUUUCGUAAUGAUUCCAGUUCAGUGGCUAUUUCUGCUCCGAUCAAAUGCCUCCCUGCGACCCUCGAUGCCAGUGAGGCUGCUUCGCAACAUGAGCCGAACAUUAAUGAGCAUCUUAUUACACAGAACAACGAUACGAAUGCUGAAACUUGUUCGAUUGUUUCGCAAAGCAUUCCGAUAGAGAGCGUCCACCAAACUCCAGCAACAAAUUUUAAGCCUAAAAUUGUUACGAUUGAAGCGGCCAUUGUUGAAGUGACACCAGGGAGCGUUUGCGUUGAACAUGUAACAAAUGAACAGACUACAGAUUCUACACCAAUUCUUUCACGUGAAGUUAUACAGGAGUACACAUCAGAAGAGGCCAUUAGCAGCAUAGAUCUCCCAGAAACUAUACCAACAAAAGCAAAUGGUGAUGAAAGCGAGAGUUUAAACGAGAGCAACCAGACCGUUCUGCCACCCAACCAAGAAGAUUGUAAUGGAGAUGAAAUCCUAGAAAGUACAUCUCAAACUAGCAACAUAAAAACCACUCCAGAAGAGGACGAUAUUGAACAUAAUUCGACAGACAAAACGGUAGCAGAUAGCAUUAUGGAUUCUAAAUCGCCCGAAACACCGAUUGAAAGUGAAACAGAAAAGGAUCAUACAAUGGAAGCAAAACAAAAUGAUUCAAAUAUCAACACGGGAGAAGUAGAAGCAGCUGCAGAGCAAACCAUUAGCUGCGAUAGACAGAACGAUGCCAUGAAAGACUUUACUGAAUCUGAUCUUAUCCCUGCAGAAAACGUACACACGGCAAAGUUACAAUUGCCGUUCAAAGAGCCCACUUGUAAUUUCACCGAGUGGAAGGACGAUAUUUUAAGUUCGUCCAAAUACCUUACGAAACCAGUACAUCCGAGAAUUCGAGCAUUGGUCAAAGAAGCGGUGGUCUUUAAAAAGGCAUUAAACAACCUCAAAUUAGCCUCAAAACUAACGGAGCCUAUAGAUUUGACCGAGGCAUUAGUGACUCACAGAAGAUUGCCUUUGAAUCAGCGCAUGUGUAUUACUGUGCAGAACUAUCCGUCCAGAAAACCAGUAACUGCUGCUCAAUCACAGCCGCUUGACGGAAACCUGAACAAAACAACAAACGAUAAGCUUGUUCCUUCCAGCAACAGCUCUCAGGUUGUUGAACCUGGCAGCAGUGUAACUAGGCAGUACGAAGUAUCCAAUACUCGUAGUAGUAAUUUUGGGAAUGAAUUUUUAAAGAUAACAAGCACCUGCACUAUAUCAUCAACAUCAUCAAUGAACAGAAUGCCGACUGCAGGAGCUGCUGGCAUAUCUUUACAACAGUUUCGUGAAUCAAGUUCCAGUGAGCCACAAGCAAGUGCGUCUCUACCGGUAAUGCCAAAGUCUGGGUCAAACUAUGCAGUGUACACACCGUGGCGAAACUAUUUCAAAGAUACGAACGUUGAGAAUGAAACUAUCGAAUCAAACAGAUCACCAAUCAAAAGGGCCACACCUGCAGAGGAUCAACCAGUUACAUUGAACGCAUCAAAUCCUACGAAUAAUGAAAAUAGUCCUACUUGCAGCUUGGUAGAUGCUACCACUUCUAACGCGGACAUGGUGGAUUGUUCAUUGAAGCGCGAUCAGUUAACCAAAUGUUCGGCUUCUAGAACGACUAACGUCGUUGGUCAGGAGCUGUUAAGUUUAGUAGCAUGUUCAAGCACGAAUGAUGUCACUGCCGCCUCCAGCAGUGGCACUAGAGACUUGGCCGACUCAUCCAAACAACCUACAACUGCGGUUGCUGCAACAAUCAGUCCAAAGCGAAGAAUGUCGGUGGAUUGCUUAACGGAGGAUACGCGGCAGAGAGUGGAGCUCUCGUCAACCGCUUCACGAUCUGCCUCUCUUUCAAAGGAAUUCUUUUCGUCCAUCGCUUUGCCAAUCGUUUCGGCGCUCGAUUUCGUUCAACCUAAACCACGAUGCAAUACCAGAACAAAGACCAUUUGCUCGACACCGAAGUCGAAGGCAUCAGCCCUACCUCAGACACCACCGACGCCGAUGGUAGUGUUGCAUUCUCCCGCCAAAUCAUGCCGCACUCCUCUCAAGGGUCCACCGAUGGUGGAAUCCGAGUUUGAUGCUAACUCUUCGGUACAAAAUAUCAUGGAUUCUUUGCUUAAAACACCGAUCAAAACCGAGAUCAACGACGAGGUGGAACAUGAUGGCAACAUACCCGAUAUCAACGAGUCUAUGUUUUCAAACGUGUCCGCGAUCUCGCAUGAUGUUCUCUACAAAAGCUACUUUUCGACCGAGAAUCCGCUUUCUGCCGUAAAGUCUGAUCCUGAGGAAGAAAAGACGCCCGUUAAACAAGCGUGUGAAACGGCGACGGUGGAUCUAGUUUCGCCGUGGCACACUGCCAUGUCCUCCACACCUGUUACGGCUACCAAAAGCAUAGCAAGGAUUAUGAGCACUGCAGAUGCGAACGUAUCGGCAGUGCCAACCAACAUCAGCUCAUCAAACAUUUUGUUGUCUAACAGUGGACAAAAAUCACCUUCCAAUUCAACGCUUGAGGUGUGUAUUGACGAGGACACCGUACCAAGCGAAACGUCGCAGAACAUUACAGCAUGUUCCAAGAGCGAACCGGAAGCUGUGUUUCGUCAAAAACGGCGUAGUGCAAAGAAAAGGAAGAAAAGAGAAAAGCACUCCAUGGCCGACGGUCACAGCAGGCGGUCGAAGAAGAAGAAGCAACAUUCUAUUGAUACGUCUUCCGCCAGCUCGGAACAAACGUCUGCAAGCAUGUCCAUGCUUGUGCCACCACCAUCCACAGAUGGGCCACGAGAACAAAUUGUUCCACAGCCUGCUCAGCGUGAUUACGCACCAGGUGAAAUCAUUCCGCAUCAAAGCGAUACCAUUGCCAACGACAUCAUGCUACAGACAAUCAAAGCCACCCACGAUCAACGGUCUACGGCGGAAGCAGAUGUCCCUAACGUGGCGCAAAGUGCGACUGAAAAACCAAUGGAUCGCAUAAAUUUGACGACAGAAGUUGUAAAUGGAUUUUAUACCAUACCACCUGGCGGAGGAAACUUGAGUGCUCCCACUGCAGGGUCACCGUUUGAGGCUGCUACGGCUUCGAGCACCACGGACAAGGAAAAUGUGCCAUGGGUCAAGAAGGAAUCGAUAUUGAGGACGCCCGGUCAGUUCGUUACCCCGGAUGGACCAGUCAACUUUGUGCGCGAAAUGAGGGUUGUCAAGGAAAGUCCCAAUUACAUGAGAGUGUACAUAACGAGGAAAAAAGUCUAAUUCUACGCGCUGCCGAAGA